Didymodactylos carnosus is the source of this 4291-nucleotide messenger RNA. NCBI's taxonomy places the organism in Eukaryota, Metazoa, Rotifera, Eurotatoria, Philodinida, Philodinidae. The record is from the annotation of a GenBank genome assembly.
GACCCGUUUUCAAUAAAUUUUAAAUAUCUCAGGAAUGGAGCAAAAUUAUAAGGAAGCCAUACGUCACUCUGUUGCUCGCAGUUUGGCGAUUCCGAUGAUAUAUGCAAAUGCAGGCUAUGUCUUUUCAAAGAAAAAACUAGAUAGGUUUACAAAAAAUUCAUGAGGCUUUGAGCGUCUUGUCUUGGCGCCAAAUUUUCAAAAGUAUAAAAUGAAAUAUUAAUUUUCGAAAAAUGUUCUCAGAUUCAUUUUUCUACACCGAAUUUAGAAACCUUAAUUAGAAAUCUUCAAACUCAAACCAGUAUUUGAAAAAUUUGUUUUUUUAAGAAUUAACUGUUUUUUGCCAUUUUACAUGGUAAAAGUUUUUAAAUUUUUUCGCCACAAAACUCUUUUUCCAAAAUUAAAACAUACUUUUCCUUAAUCAGCUCGUUGAGCUCUAUCCAUUCAUGUAUAAAUAAAUGAAUAAUAAAUUAGUGUGGAAAUUUGGAAUUACGGGCAGCUUACAAACAUUUCCUCUGCAACCAUCAAAAUACGAUAAUUUUAAUUUAGUUUAGUUUUAAAACCACUUAUUAGUUACUGGAUACUCAAAACAGAACUAAUUUCUGGAAGAAUUAACAGAAGAUACCACGACCGGUUCUCGUCAGGCGGUUUCCUUCGAGAAAGACAAAGUUAAGGCACGGAAAGCUAAAAAAUGUCUUCUUACUAAAAUGAUAAUUCAAGGAAAAUAGACAAAGCGAGCUGACUUUUCAUCUUUUGACUGAAUGCACAAAGAAUUUUAAGUCCAAAAAGAAUUGUCUGCGAUUAUGCUUGCAAAACUCAUUUUUUUACUGUUGCGAUCCCUUUAUCUUUUGAAUGUUGUAUGUAUCAAGUGAGGUUGUGUCUGGAAGAACUUUACUAUUCAUUUCUUUUAAUUCAACUCGCACGAAAAAUUUACUUGGUUACGACACGCUAUUCAGCAUAAACGCUGGAAGCGUAUUGUACUUAGAAGUAAAGAAAAAGUGAUUGUCUAUGUUAUCGUAGAAAAAAGAAAUCUAUUGUGAAAGGAAGUUGAGAGAAGAAUAAUCGAAUAUUUUAUCUUAAAAGAAAACUAAUUGUUAGUUUAUAAAGCAAGAGUGACGUGUACUACUUUUUUUUGUUCUUCUUUAAUAUCAACUACAAAGGGCGAUUUUGCGACUCAUUUAUUAGCAAAUGUACGAAGACUUUCAGUGAAAAGUUCUAUCUGAGAUAAUUAUAUUAAGGCCUUCUUGGUUUUCACAAACUGACUGAUUGUUUUCUUUUAUUUUGACUCAGAUGUUAAAAGGAUAACAGUAGAGACCUGCACGAGUUAAGAAGACUUAAACCGAAUCUGUCCCUCCUCCUCAUCGAGCCUCCUCACCGAGUUUCACCUCCUGACAGAAAUGCGGAUUUUUUUUUCAAAAGUUGAUAUUAGCUAAGCAUAUAAGUGAAUCAACCAAGAUAUAUGAUGUUAUGUAAGAAUUCAUGCUACUUUUGCAAAUAUGAAAGGUUUUUUCAGAAGUUUUUUACAAAGUCUAAAACGAUUGGAUUUUACUGAAAUUCUACUAUUCCAGUAAAAUAUCGAAAUCAGAAACGGCUUCACUGAUGCUAGUUUAUAGAGCAAACAUUUGAGCUUUUCUUCUCAAAUUUCUCUCAACUUUGAGCGAUGGUUAGAUAAAAAGUGAUGAUAGUUUUACUAAGAGCUCUGAAAUCUGUGCCAUACACUAUAUUUUAAAAUUCAUUUUUCUCUUCGUCUCUCUAACAAUUUCAAAAAAUUUUCACUCAGUUUAGAUGCUAGAGAGCUCUGUAUGGUUUGAUUUUGUAGAGAGAGGUGGCCAUAUGACGGUACAGAGUCGGAUUUUUGAGCUUCAUUCGAAGGUAAGAAAAAAAAUAAGGAUCUCUGAAAAAGUCGAGAGAGCUUUUUAGGGGUUUUGACGAAAAAUGUUUCAUGUUAAUUAGGUACACAAAAUUUUAAAAAUUCGGCUCUGUAUUGUCAAAAACGACAAUAUUUUUUUAGGAACAGAACCAUUUGGAACUCUAUAGCACCUACAAUGAGUGAGAAUUUUUGAAAACCUUAACUGUUUCGUUUUUACCACUGUUGUGGCGACAUCUCGCGAACAAAAACAUAGAGUCAAUAAAAUUUCGUCAAGAUACUUUGACAUGAUCAUCGUUCACUGAAAGUUUGGUUCAGAAUGGACUUGUAGUUAUACCGAAAUAGAAUUCUGAUAGGGACUCUUAACUAUAGAAUAGAUAACUCUUCUCUUUGCCAAACCUGUUCGUUUGUAAUGUGCUUCAUACGUUCAGAUGAACCUUCUUUAAUGACAUAAUAUUUUUUAUUCUUCAUCAUCUGUGAAACACUAUUUUAACAAUCACUACUCAAACUUAAAGUACUGUAAAAACAUUUUCAUUUUCGUGUUGAAAUAAAAAAAAUAAAAAGUCAGAGAAACAGGAAUUAAUACCACUGUAUUCCAUUUAGAGGACAUCAGACAUGUAUACACAGAGUUCAAAACAGAAAAAAAAUGACAUUAAAAUUUUUUUGAAGAAUUGAUUCUAUUUUUAAAUAAAAUAGUUAAUAAUAGUCGAGUAAACAAAACGCAAGAAACAAUAAGAAAGGAUGUAAUUUCAUAAUAUUUUUUUUAUGUAUUGAUAAAAAUAUCGUAACAAUAGAACAAUAGUUUGUCAUUAUAUAUGAAAAUAGUUUAAAUAAACUCAUCAUUAUUAUCACAAGUUUAUUGUAGAGAAAAAGAGAUCCGACAAUACUUUGUUUUAUUAUAUUUUUUUCUAUGACUAUGAUCAUUUGAAUGAUAAAAAUAUGCCAUUAGAAAAUUCAAGAGCUAAAUCUAUAUCGCGUGCUCUUGAACGUCAUGGGCCUUCUUUAUCAGAUUUUCCUCAAAAAACCUAUACAGUAGCAGUAGCUACCAAAUCUCAUGCAUCCAUCCUCUCUAGUGAUCCAAGCACAACGAGUGCAAUGCCGAAUAGUAACGGUAAUACAAAUGAUGAAACAAGAAUAAUUGAACGAAAUCAAAAUAAAUUACGAACACAAGAGUCAACACCAAGAAAAAACAGUUUACAAAAUCGACAAUAUAAUGGUACACAUUGUUCAUCUCCAACAACUCUUACACCAUCAGCAACAUCAUCUACAGUUGAUCGACGUCGAGCAACAGUGUCCGAAGGACGAACAUAUACAAAAACGACGUCAAAUACUUCUAACAAUGUAACAUCACAAAGUAAGCAACAAAGAGAAAAAGAAGAUAUCUCACAGUUACCACCAACGAAAUUAAAAUGUACACUUCCAAUCGGAACAACACAACCCGGAUAUAUUACACCUUCAAAAUUAUUCAAUAUUAUGGGUCAUGGACUUGAUAAUCAAUAUUUAUUUAUGCAUGCACAUUACUUAUAUAUUAUUGACUGUCGGACUAAAGAAAAAUUUAAUGAAAAUCAUAUUGUUACAGCAAUUCAUUGGGAAGAUGCAUUAAAUGGUUCGGUAUAUAUGUCGGUUGUUGAAAAAUUUAGUGAAAUUGUUUUAUAUGAUGAAAAAGGAAUAUUUUUUAAUACAACAACUGAAAUGAGACGUGUUAUUAAUCGAUUUUCAGGUCCCGGAUCUAAAACUUGUUUAACGAUGAGUGGUGGAUUUGAAGCAUUUCGAUCAUUAUAUCCAUUUGUUUGCACCAAUACGGACAUACGUUCAACGGUUGAUAGAGAAAAAUUUUUAACCAUAUAUCCAUCAGUUGUUAUUGACAAUCAAUUAUAUAUUGGUACUGGUCAUCAAGCAACAAAUUGGAAAGUUGUACGUGAUUUAAAAUUAACUCAUAUUGUUAAUAUAUCAGUGGAACAUGACUGUUUAUUCAAAGACAAAAUCAAAUAUUUACAUUUGGACCUGGAAGAUAAAGAAGAUGUAUUGUUAAAAGAUCGUUUUGAUGAAUCAAAUCGUUUCAUUGAAACAGCUAUACAAAAUGGGAAUGGUCGAAUAUUAGUUCAUUGUAAUCUAGGUAUAUCACGAUCGUGUACAAUAACAUUAGCCUAUUUAAUGAAAACGUAUAAUGCUACACUAUCUGAAGCAUUUCGAUAUUUACGCAAUAAAAGACCCAUUGUUUGUCCAAAUCUCGGCUUUUUAUCACAAUUACUGGAAUUCGAAUUAGAACUAUUUGGUUAUCAAUAUUCGGACGAAAGAGAAAUAAAAGUUGAUGAUAAUGAUGAUGAUGAUGAUGAUGAUGAUGAUGAUGAUGAUGAUGAUGACGAUGACUACAAUGCUUCAUUAGAGUUUAUAUUGCGUAAAAAUUGCGAUAAACAAGUGAAUUAA